GUCAGCGGUGUAAUGAACUUCAUCGUUCUGAGCCUUACCACACUGCUGAACCUCACUACACACGAAUGACCGAUUCUUCAGGGUUAAGAGUGUACACUUGUGGCUUCCUACACAAAAGAAAUAUUGUGAAGACGCAGCCCACCGUCUUCAGUCAUUAUCUAGGCACUUCUGAGAACCUGGCCUCAUCUGGAAAUUUAUGUUGCUUCACAAGCUCCUCUCAGGAAAUGACAUUUCCUACAAAUACUUUACUGGAGAGGGGAGUGAUUAAGGGAGAGAGCAAAAGAGAGAGCCAGAGAAAAGAAAGAGUCAGGAAGAGGGGUGUUUCUAACUAGGAACAGAGCUUGCACUGUUCGGUAUUAUACACACAGAAACACACACAGUGAGAAAGAGAAAAGGAGUGAAAAAAGAGGAGAACUAUAUGCACAUUUACUUUUUCUGGCUGUUUAGCUGGGUGUAUGGAGCAUUCUGGUCUGCGAAAUGAAACUCUCCUCCGUUGUGAUGGUUCUCCUGACUAGGGCUUUGAUUGGAGAGUUGGCUGAGGCUCUGAAUGUGACGGUGACCCCUGGACCAGUUACUAUGUGUCUGGAGGGAGAAAAUAUUACCGUGUCAUGCCUGGUCUCUCAAAAGAAGAGGAGCAGCAGCGUGCUGGUUCUGCGCUGGCUCUACUUCCCGAAGCCUGAGGAUGAGCGACUGGUGGUGAAGAUGAAUUUCAAGAAGGCUAAGUACUAUGGGAACUACAGCCUAAGCUUUUCUCAGACCAAAUUUCACCUGUGGGAGGAGGUGGAAGGACAGAUAUACAGCCUGCUGAUCCUCAAUGUUUCCAGGGAAGACAGAGGCAACUACAGCUGUAAAGUGCAAGAGAUACGCAAACACAGAAACAAGUGGAGGGCCUCGGCAAAUGGCACAGGGACCAUGGAGCUACAAGUGCACUACAUAGGAAUCCCUGAGAGCACUGAUAACAUCUGGCGCUGGUUUCAAGAUGUUUAUCUGUGUGCAGUGCUGAUCUGCUCUGUGGGUCUGAUUUCUACCGUGCUUUUUAUUGUGAAAAUUACAUGUCAGUACAUGCAGCAUAAACAAAGACGAAAAGCCAGAUUCUAUUUGAUGAAAUGCCCAGAGAGCAGCUCUGGGGAGACAGUGACCAGUGUUGCGAGCUCAUCUCCUGGAAUGCACAGGAAAGAGAAAAGACAUAAAGCACCACCCAAAGACAUCGCUGCACAACCACCAGUGGUACCAGUGAAAGCUCCUGUUCCAAAUAAGCCACACAGGACCAAACUUUUAAAAGUCCAACCUAGAAAAGCACACAUGCCACGGGUGGCAGAUGACAGUCUGACAUACGCCGAACUGGAGUUGGUCAAGCGAGUGCCUGAGGCUAAAAGAAACAGCUCAGGAACUGCACAGCUGGAGACCAAUGCACACUGCACAGGAACUGUAUACGCCCAGAUCCUCUUUGUGGAAAAGCAAGUGUAAAUUCAGUUGAAACUGUUUUGUACCAGAAUUAUUUAUGAUAUACUGUUGCUUUUGGCAUUGUUCAUGUGAUUAACUGAUGCUGCAUUAACUGAUGCUGCAUUAUAAGUAUAAAGGCACAAUGUCCGAGCAUCUGGCAUUUGUACAUUCACAAUGUUUUCUAAUUUGGUACAUUCACCAAUUGCCUGUCUAUAUAUAGCUAUUCUUUUUUUAAACAGAGAGAAAAUAUUGCUUUACUGUUGGAUUUUAAUCCAAUACACAUAUUUAAUUCUGAUUUUAGAAUUGUGUAAAAAAAAAAAAAAAAGUAAUAAAAUAUGUAUUUUUUUUGUUAUAACCUAAGUCAUCAGGGUCCUGUGAACAUUAAAAUGAUUGCAGUUCACUGAUUUGCAAGUUAUAGAUUCAUAAAUAGGAAGCAAUUCCAUCUCACAUAAAACACCAAGCCUCACACAGGGACUAAUGCAACCCACAGAACAUUUAAGUAAGUCCACCAUCAACAUAUACAACAUUCAUGUUUGUUAGUACACUCUGGGGCAGUUUAUUCAUUGUUUCUGCCCCUCUUGCAUGAUUGAGUUCUGUCUAUAGCAUAGUAGGGAUAAAAGGAACCACAAUUCUUAGCUUGUGAAUAACAGCUCUAUCUGUGCAGGCCUUAGUUCACUCUCAGGCCUGCUGUAAUUCGGUGUUUGAGGUGAGACGAGCGUGAGUGUGUCUCUUCUGUACAGCUCAGAGUCAGUGACUAUGAUGAACCCGCUAAUGGUUACAUUUAUUCAAAUUAAACUAAUUGUGAUCAUGGUUAAUAAUUAGUUUUACAGUGCAUUAUAAUUGGGUUAGACUACAAGAUGGUUCUGCCUAGAUGCUAUAAUUUAUUUGAUUUAAUUAUUCAGAAGUGCCCAAAUGGUUUGACAUUUUAAUAUCAUAAAACCACUGACGUAUUAAAACUGAGAUAGCUAUUGUCUUUUGAGAAGGUCAUUUGACUCUCUCCAUGAGAUAUAUGAUGAUUAUUUUCCAGUCUAUUAAGCUCCUCCACUUAGCACAAUUAGCCACUCACACAAAGGUUAAAGAGAGCGACCCCCCAUCUCUUGGCUGUGGUCACAGUGCAUAUUAAUGAGCAGCUACACUGGUAGGCUAGCAGAGAGACCUGAGCAGGAUGAGAGAGAGAGAGAGAGAGAGAGAGAGAGAGAGAGGACAGAUCAUGAUAAUUAUUCUGUAGUACUAUUGCCCUCCUUACAGGAGGACUCCACAGUGACACAGAGAGAAGCUUUGGGGAUUAGUCUUAAGCACAAGGUAUACACAGAGUUCAACAACUAUCAUGAAAAGAAUGAUGACUUUGUGUUUAUUUCUCACAGAGUAAGGUGAAAGUGGGGCCAACAUGUCUCUUUAUAUGAAGUUAUUCCAUGUGGAAAUUGCAGGACAGAGACUGGAGCCAAGCAGAUCCACAAUAGAGAAAACCACAAAAUGAAGAUAGACUUCAACAUGCAAAAACAACAACAACAAAGCAUGAAAUGCACAAAAAACCUUUCAUCUGCACUCAAAUCUGUUGUGUUGCUAUAAACGGCAUCCUCUUUUAUUUAAAUGAACUCCAGAUGCCCACUAAGCCUUUUUCUUUUGUUUUGUAAAAUCAGAAAACUUCUUGUGGAUGAAGUUUGAUUCUAUCACUGUGCGAAAGUUGACAUAAUGAAGCCACAUCCAUCUCUUUCCAACAUGCUAGAUAAGAAUUGCACAGCUAUAAAACCAAAUGUUCACACUAAUCUAUACCUCCCACCUGCACCUUAAUGUCUACUAAUGAACUGACACACCCUAAAGUAUCAUGGAUUGAAGCUUCCUGUUAUGUUGAUGCUACGAUCCUAUUGCACACAGUGGCUCCUCUCCCACUCGCGUUCUCUGGGCGUUUUAGACUGCUUAAUGACAACCAUUAGGAGGAUGCAAUCUCAAAAGGUUGGGAGUAAAGCAACAAUUAACCCUCUUCCUCAGGGAGGUAUGUGGCGCAUGGCCUAAUGGGAGCAUCGUCAGCUCCGAAUAAUCACGGCUCAUCUCUGCCCUCUCCUAUAGCUGCCGAUGAGGAACAGAGCAUGAGUGUAAAAAGGGGAAAAUCCACAGUAUUACAAAGUAAGCAACAAUUUCAGACUCCAAAUCUACAUCAUACAACAGAGACCAAAGGAAAAGUAAUGUUGAGUCAUACACUGAGAAAUCAAGCACAUGGCAGUUACAGGCUAAUUUUAGUUUUGUAUCUUAGACUUUUUGUUAUGGAUUUAAAGAAUAUUUUACUCAUUCAUUUGACUCAUCUUUAGUAAUGCUUUACUCUGGGUGCAGUGAAUCCAGAGCCGAUCCUGGGAACACUGGUUAUGAGGCGGGAACACACUCAUCCAUUACAGUACACCAUUCACACAUACAAUCACACACACUUUCACAUCUAUAGGCAAUGUUUUGUGUAGCCAAUAUACCAACUUACAACAGAAGAACCCAGAAGAAACCUAUGGACAGACAGUAACCCAAGCUCAGGAUCGAACACGCGAGCCUGGAGCUGUGAGGAUGGAAAAAUUUAUUUAUUUUUUAUACAGAGUGCAAAUCAGCUGGGUUCCUUCAUAUUUCAGCAUUAGUAAUACAUCUUUAGUAAUCAAUUUAAAUGAUCAUUUUGAUAAAAUGUGGAUGAGGUUCUUCAAAAAAAAAAAAAAAUGUAACUAACACAGUGCACUGAUUCUGAGAAUGACUAUUGUGAUUGUCCGUGCUUCUGGUUAUGUGAUUUAAAUAUAAAUUCAUUAAGACUUGAGCAGCAGACAGGUUGUCUGAGAAAGGCGAUUAAAUCCCAGCCAAAAUAUUUUGCUGAAGCUUAGAAAUACAUUGAAGAAAAAAAAAGUCUUACUCUCUGCAAAAUGUUGCACAAUCAUAGCAUGCACAUUUCACAUUUAAAAGUUUUUUUUGUAUAUGUUAAAAAUCUAAAAGGAAACAUUUCUUUGUAAUUUCAGUCUGUUUUUAUUUAAUACCAAAUACAAAUAUGUAUCUCUCAUCAAAAAUAAACAGCAAUACUGGUCAGUAACACAAGUAAAUUUGUGAGUUUGUAGAUCUAUGAGCAUGCAUAACAAAAGUGCUUGCUAAGUAUUCCUGUAGACCACAAAAUAAAGGGGGUUGAAAAAAAAAUCUCAAACACCAUAACCUUUUCUGUUAGUGGCAGAGAACACACUCUCAAGCUGGGACGGGUGAGUCACUCCAGUUCUGUAAAAGCUGCUUGUAUAAAAAGCAACUUACUUUUCACUAGGCACAAGAAAACGCCAAGCAAAACAGAAAUAUCUGAUUAACUGUUGCACAAAAUAUUCAUUGAAUCCACAUAUAUUUACAUGCUAGAGAUGAACACAAUAGAUCGUCGUUAUUUUGUACCACCUGGAUUGUGAUGCGGAGUGUGAGCAGGAUCCAGAUUGUACAAAAUGAUCACAUGAGCCAUCAAGACAUAUGAAAAAAAAAAUAGCGUGAAAGAAAAACAAUCUACAGCUAAGAUAAUACAGG
Molecule: messenger RNA, 4959 nt
Organism: Ictalurus punctatus (channel catfish)
Lineage: Eukaryota; Metazoa; Chordata; Actinopteri; Siluriformes; Ictaluridae
Gene: vstm4a
Product: V-set and transmembrane domain containing 4a
Exons: 8
Coding region: 478-1467 (329 amino acids)
Source: RefSeq, a predicted model, not a curated record